Molecule: messenger RNA, 8934 nt
Organism: Darwinula stevensoni
Lineage: Eukaryota; Metazoa; Arthropoda; Ostracoda; Podocopida; Darwinulidae
Source: the annotation of a GenBank genome assembly
UUGCAGGUUUAGGCUCGUACAAGGUCAGUCCUAUCUCGAGAAAUGGCUGGAGUUGGCCUAGGAACACUAGCGUUCGAUGAAUAUGGACGCCCGUUCAUCAUCCUCAAGGAUCAAGACAGGCAAAAGCGGCUGACGGGCCUCGAGGCUCUCAAAUCACACAUCCUUGCUGCAAGAUCGGUGGCCAAUACAUUGCAUACCUCCUUGGGUCCAAAGGGACUUGACAAGAUCAUGGUAUCUGCAGAUGGUGAUGUGACUGUGACAAAUGAUGGUGCAACAAUUCUCAAAAUGAUGGAUGUUGAGCAUCAGAUUGCCAAGCUCAUGGUCCAGCUGUCGCAGUCACAGGAUGAUGAGAUUGGGGAUGGAACAACUGGCGUCGUAGGAAAUAUUACUAAUGUUGGCUUCUUUGACAAAGUACUUGCUGGAGCACUGUUGGAGCAUGCAGAGGAUCUUUUGGAUCGAGGAAUCCAUCCGAUGCGGAUUGCUGAUGGAUUUGAGUUGGCAGCCAAGAAAGCCACCCUUCAUCUGGAUGCUAUUGCUGAGACCUUCCCAGUUGACCCAAAUAAUCUGGAGCCACUCAUCCAGACUGCCUUGACAACUCUUGGGUCCAAGAUAGUGAAUCGAUGUCAUCGCCAGUUUGCAGAGAUAGCUGUGAAUGCAGUGAUGAGUGUGGCCAAUUUGGAGACAAGGGAUGUGAACUUUGAACUGAUCAAAAUUCAAGGAAAAGAAGGUGGAAAAUUGGAAGACACAAUGCUGGUCAAGGGAGUUGUCAUUGACAAGGACUUCUCGCAUCCACAAAUGCCCAAGGUGCUACGAGAUGUAAAGCUUGCCAUCCUGACUUGCCCAUUUGAGCCCCCAAAGCCAAAGACCAAGCAUAAGUUGGAUGUGACCAGUGUGGAAGAUUAUAAGGAACUGCGGAAGUAUGAACAAGACAAGUUUGAAGAAAUGCUGGAUAUGAUGAAGAAUGCUGGUGCAACACUGGCUAUUUGUCAAUGGGGCUUUGAUGAUGAAGCAAAUCAUCUGCUGCUGAGGAAGAACCUGCCUGCUGUUCGCUGGGUUGGGGGACCUGAGAUUGAGUUAAUUGCAAUAGCCACAGGUGGACGCAUUGUGCCCCGCUUUCAGGAACUAACUCCUGAGAAGUUGGGACGAGCAGGCUGUGUACGGGAGAUCUCGUUUGGAACAACUCGUGAUCAUAUGCUGGUGAUCGAGGACUGCCCCAACACAAAGGCUGUCACCAUUUUUAUUCGCGGUGGGAACAAGAUGAUAGUUGAAGAGGCCAAGCGCAGUCUCCACGAUGCUCUUUGUGUUGUCCGAAACCUUGUCCGGGACAACAAAGUGGUGUAUGGUGGAGGAGCAGCUGAGAUUUCAUGUGCCCUGGCUGUGGCACGUGAAGCAGAGCAGGAACCUCAUCUGGAGCAGUAUGCCCUGCGAGCAUUUGCAGAUGCACUUGAGAGCAUUCCUCUUGCCCUAGCUGAGAAUACUGGGCUUGCACCACUGGAAACUGUGACUGAAAUCAAGGCCAGGCAGCUUCGGGAGAAGAAUCCAGCUCUGGGCAUAGACUGCCUUGGAAAAGGAACAAAUGGUUAUCAGUUUGACAAUAAACAGUGUGACUCACCUCUCCUCAAUGGUGCUGCACUCUCUGCCACAUCACAGAUGGAAAACCGAGAAGCCUCCAAGGCACGACUAAAUGUCUUCCUCUCCUCUCACCAGACAAUGCGAGCUGCUGGAAGAAUGAGCUUGGCACGUUGGGCCUUUAAUGUGGGGCAGUGGAACCCCACAGCUGAUGUCUAUGCCCAUGCCCUCUCCUUGGUCCAAGAGGAAGAGCAAAGACGCUUGGCCAAGUUUAUGUUCCAGCGAGAUGUCAAAGCCUCCCUUAUUGGACGUCUCAUGGCCCGAAGGUGCAUCUGUCAGGCAUCUGGUUUCACCUGGUCUGAGUUCACUAUCCACCGUGAUGCCAGGAACAGGCCAUAUGUAAAAAAUGUCAACUUUGACUUCAAUGUGUCUCAUCAUGGUGACUGGGUUGUCCUUGCUGCUCAAAGACCAGGACCUAUAGGCAUUGAUGUGAUGAAAGUGGAGCAUCGAGAUGAUGCGUUUCUUCAUACUUUCAAGAGACAAUUUUCAGACCAAGAAUGGGUUUAUCUCACAAAUGAGAAAAAGGCUGAGGAGCAUCGGGGCUUUGUGGCAUUCUUUCGUAUUUGGUGUCUGAAGGAAGCUUAUUUGAAAGCAACUGGAACAGGCGGUAGCGCAUGGACCGCACGCAACUCGGAUUUUGAUCAGCAGCUUCACAUCGACUUAGGCGAGGUCAUGCAAGUUACCUCCAUCGUCACACAGGGCCGUCAAUACUCCUCUGAGUUUGUCAUGGAAUAUACCAUCAGCUAUGGCUACAAUGGCCUUGACUUCACAUACUACCAUGAUACAAAUGGAAAUGCCAAGGAGGACCUUCAUCAAUGGAUGGUAAUUCGCUUGGAGAAGAAGUCAGCCAUUGUUGCCAUAGCCACCCAGGGUGAUGCCCAUUGGUCUGCUUUCGUGUCAGAGUACUUCGUCCAAUACAGCACAAAUGGAGAUUCAUGGCAAACUUAUUAUCAGCCUGGCCUGGGACCUGAGAUGUUCAAGGGAAACAAGGACUCAAACAGCAUCACUGUGAAUGUUUUUGACCCACCUAUCAUUGCCCAGUGGGUGCGGAUCAAUCCAACAAGAUGGCGGGACCGCAUCUCCAUGCGGGUUGAACUCUAUGGUUGCCGCUAUGUGGCUGACACCAUGAACUUCAAUGGGAGUUCCUUGGUUGUGAGAAAAUUGGGAAGGUACCCAGUGGUAUCCAGCCAGGACACAAUUCGCUUUCGUUUCAAGACCAGUGAGAGUGAUGGUGUCCUGUUGUACUCUCGUGGGGCUCAGGGUGACUACAUUGCCCUUGAGAUGAUGCGGAACAAGUUGUACCUCAACAUUGACCUAGGUGCACAGCUGAAGACAUCCUUGUCAGUUGGAAGUCUUUUAGAUGAUGAUCACUGGCAUGAUGUAUUGAUUGAACGCUGGGGGAAGGUUGUGGAGUUCAGUGUGGAUCGGGUUGUUGUACGGGAGCAGGUCAAGGGUGAUUACAGUCAGUUGAACCUGGAUCGAGAGAUAUUGAUUGGGGGAGUACGUUACAAGGAAAAAGGUCUGACCAUGUGGAAGAACUUCACAGGGUGCAUUGAGAACUUCUUCAUCAACAAGACCAAUGUCAUACAGGCAGUGAAGACACGAGAAAGAGACUAUGAGGCUUACAGCACUCUCUUCUAUUGCCAGGAGACACAGAUCAUCCCAGUGACGUUCCUCACCAGUGGGUCACACCUGAAGCUGAAAGGUUAUGAGGGGAUCUUGACACUAAAUGUGUCACUAGACUUUCGCACAUAUGAACAGAAUGGACUGCUCAUUUAUCAUCGCAUGAUGAAUGUGGGCCACCUGAAGCUGUUCCUUAAGGAGGGCCGUAUCAUGGUGGAGGUGGUAGGGCCUGACAUGCCCAUGGUGGUAGUGGACAACUUCCAGGAGGUGUUUGCUGAUGGAGAAUGGCAUAGUGUGAUGCUAACCAUGAAGGAGAAUCUUCUUACCCUAAGUGUAGAUCAACGGCCCAUGCCAACUGUCCGUCGCAUGCAAGUCCAGACUGGUCCAUAUUAUUGGAUUGCUGGCGGUCUGAAAGAUGAGAAGGGCUUUAUUGGAUGUAUGCGAUACAUCAGUGUUGAUGGGAAUCUCCAGCAUCCCCUUAACUGGGGCAAUCAGGACAUGCGAGAGAAGCAGAGCAUUCUCCUGGAUGCAUGUCAAAUGAUGGAUCGGUGCACUCCAAAUCCAUGUGAAAAUAAUGGGCGCUGUGAGCAGACCUGGGAAUCCUUCUCUUGCAAUUGCGACUCCACUGGCUACACUGGGGCCGUCUGUCACAUCCCUGCCCACCCACACUCCUGCCAGGCUUGGCUCCAGUCCCACCAGGGUGCAAAACGGGCUUCCAUCACCAUUGAUGUUGAUGGCAGUGGCCCUCUUCAUCCUUUCCCUGUCACCUGCAUCUUUGAUGACACGGAGACACGCACUUUGGUCCACCACAAUCUAAAACCAGGAACCCUUGUGUCGGGGUUCUCACAGCCAGGCUCUUUUAUUCAAGAAAUAAACUAUGAGGCAGACAUGGAGCAGAUUGGGCACCUGGUGAAUAGAAGUGUCUCGUGUCAGCAGCGGAUACGCUUCGAAUGCAAGGGGGCAAAGCUGUUCAAUACACCAGUGCACCAGGGAGCUGAGACUUUCCGUCCCUCAUCAUGGUGGGUAUCCCGUGAGAACCAGAUCAUGGAUUACUGGGGUGAUUCCCUUCCUGGUUCUCACAAAUGUUCCUGUGGCCUCUACUCAUCUUGUACAGAUCCUUCCAAGUGGUGCAACUGUGAUGCUGGGCAGGAUGAGUGGAACAUGGAUGCUGGUUACCUCAAAUACAAGGAGCACUUGCCAGUACGGCAGCUACGGGUUGGGGACACUGACUUGAAGGGCAAGGAAGUCAAACUUACCUUGGGUCCUCUAGAGUGUACAGGGGACACCUUGUUUGACAACGUCAUCACCUUUCGCAUCAAGGAUGCCAACUUGGAGUUUCCUACCUUUGAAAUGGGUCUUAGUGGGGACAUUUACUUUGAGUUCAAGACCACCCAGGAAAAUGCUGUCUUCAUUCACAGCCAGGGACCUAGUGACUUCAUCAAAGUCAGCAUCAUUGGUGGAGAUCACAUCCAGUUUGAGUACUCAGCUGGAGGAGGUUCUCUUGGAGUUAAUGUAGAGACAGCAAAGAAACUAAACGAUGAUGAAUGGCAUUCAGUGCAUGUGGAGAGAAAUCGGCUUCAGGCUCGUGUUGUAGUCGAUGGUGCCUACACCGAAGAGGUCCAUGAAUCCAGGGGACCUGUGCGAGCCAUGCAUCUCACCUCAAAACUCUCAGUUGGUUCAGCAUUAGACUGGAGAGACGGGUACGUGGGCUGCAUGCGUGCCCUGAUGGUGAAUGGGAAGGUUAUGGACUUGAGAAGUCCUGCUGAGCGAGGGACAUAUGGUGUCGGUGUUGGCUGCGUUGGGAAGUGCCCUUCUGAUCCCUGCUUGAACAAUGGGACAUGCCAUGAAGGUUACGAUCACUACAUCUGUGACUGCCGCUGGACUGCCUUCAAGGGUCCUAUCUGUGCUGAUGAGAUUGGUGUGAACAUGAGAAAGCAGUUUAUGGUGAAGUUCACAUUUGAUGGGUCAUACAAGAGCACGAUUGCUGAAGACAUCCGGGUUGGGUUUACCACCACAGACCCCCAGGGAUUCCUUGUGGGCCUCUAUUCUCCUGACACCCUUGAGUACCUCACACUUAUGGUCUCCAACAGUGGACACCUGAGGCUGGUUUUUGACUUUGGGUUUGAGCGGCAGGAAUUCAUCUACCGAGAUCACAUCUUCAAUGCUGGCCAAUUCCAUGAUGUGGACAACUACCCACCAAUGAUUGAACACCUGAAAAUUGGUCGAUCUGCUGAUGCUCAGUUCAACAACAUCAAGUAUUUCUACAUAGGGAAGAAUGAGACAAUGCAGGAUGGGUUUGUGGGCUGCAUCUCCCGUGUACAGUUUGAUGACAUCUUCCCUCUCAAGCUCCUCUUCCAACAAGACCCACCAAAGAACAUCAAUGGGACCCCUGAGACAAUCCAUGAAGACUUUUGUGCCAUUGAGCCAGUGACUCAUCCCCCUGAAAUGGUGGAAACAAGACCCCCACCUUCUGUGGAUCCUAGCACUGUUCAAGAGUAUCUUCACACUGGGGACUCAGCCAUUCUCGGAGGAGUCCUGGCUUUGAUAUUUGUGGCCCUGGUGAUCAUGUUAGUUCUCAUUGGUCGUUCCCUGUCCCGUCACAAGGGGGCCUACCUCACACAGGAGGACUCGGGUGCACAGGGCGCUGAUGAUGCUGAUGAAGCUGUCAUUCACUCCCAUACUGGAUCCAGAGUCCAAAGGAAAAAGGAAUGUGAGGACGGGGGAGAAGGUCCAACGAUAGGAACAUCUGUUGUACCACCAGGCUGUGAUCCUCUUAGGACUCGUGGGUUCCUGUCACCAGAUACUGACUCUGAUGCCCUCAGCCUCGUCACUGCCAAAGAAGAUCUGACUCCAGUACCUGAUCUCGACACAAGUUCAUCACCAGAGAUGUGGACAGCAUCUGGUCGAACAUUGACUCAAUCUGGGUCUGAUGAAGCCAAGAUGAUCAGUGCUCGAUCUCAAUCAACCACAGCCUCAUUUCAAGCCAAGAUGAGGGAUCUUGACAUUGAUCUUCCCCAUCCUGAUGAGUAUCGACCUGAGACUGUGGAUUUCCCAGCAAGUCCAUAUGUCAUGAAGAAGAUGAUGGAAGAGCAGGAAUUGAAUGGUGCAGGACUUGAUGAGGAUGAAGAAACCUACAAGGCCAAUCUCACUUCAGGUCUCUCUGAUGUUCGACUCAGUCGAAGCCAAGGUAAACGAGACAGGAGUGCCAGUGAGAGGGAUGGACUGACAAAACGAAUAGAGUCCCUCCGUACCCGGGCACUGAGUUGGAACUACCGCAGGCCAAUCAAGAAGGAAACCUUGACAUUUGGUCUCCGUUCUCAAGUUGUACCUGUGCAGCCAAAGGCCAAACAAGUCCCAAGGGUUGAGCGCUUGCCAGCCUGGGUACAACUCCCACCCCCCAGACUCCUUCCUGCAACCAUGCCCCUCAGCAAGGGAAAACCAAUGGAAAUCAAGAAGACAAGUGCUUAUGGCUGUCAGAGGUUGGUCUUCGGUGAUGGUGACAGCACCACUCAUCCAGAGUCGUCCCCUGAUGACGAUGACGAUGAGGGAUUAGGCUCUUUCCAGUGGCCUGAUUUUGAAGAAGAAGAUGCAGAAAGCCCCUUACCAGACAUGGAAAAGUCAGAGAUCCUUGACUCAGCCUUCUUGUACAACAACCAAGCUGAAGAUGAAAUGUCCUUGCCAGAGAAGUUGAUGAUACACUGUCCAGCCUCAGAAGAAGAAUCUAAGGAUGAGAACAGCAGUGGAGAAAAGGAUGAGAGAUAUGAUAAAAAGGAAACCAGAAGUAUCAAACUAGAGGAGGAGGGUGAAGAAAACAAGGGGGUGGUAGCAAGUGAGAAUGGAAAAGAGAAGACUGAAGAGGCAGUUGAAGAAGAGGAAUUUGAGAUACAGUUAAAGAAUAAGGUCAAGGCCAAGAUGGAGGAAUUCAAGAAGUGGCAGCCACAUGAGAUCACCCUGGACCUUGCCAUGCAGUUGUGUUCCACUUUUGAUGUGCAGGAGCGCCACUUCAUUCUGAAGAAUUGGAGUCAUUAUUGCUCUUUCCUGGAUGAUGACAUACAACUCUACCUCCAGGCCUCUCUUCUCUGUGUGCGUAAAGAAACAAAAGAAGAUACUCAGGAAGAUAAACGAGAGUCAGGAGGAGAAAUCAAGAGGAAGGUGCUGCAAGUGGCUGAAGACUUUGACAUCUCUGCUGAUGAUACAACACUGGCAUCGGCGACGUUCGACGACGAUGAUGAUGACCUUCACACCCCUGAUGAGAUUGAGGAAUCAAUCAUGGAGAAGAUAAGUGAGAUGGAACUGACAGAAAUCCUGGACGAUGGAGAUGAUGGUGGAACUCCAACUCCAACAAACCAGAGCCCAAUUCCAACACUCCCAAGGGAAGUGGAAGUUGCUGAGGAACGGAACUGGAGAUCUGUGGUGGUUUCAGGGAUUGAGAAGCGCAUCGACAUGUGCGUCAUUGAACCGUACAAAAAAGUCCUCUCCCAUGGUGGAUACAUGAACAGUGAGCAUGGAGAUAAUCUUCAAGCCAUAAUUGUCUUCAGUGCAUGCUACCUCCCAGAUCGCAGCCGGCGGGAUUACAGCUAUGUCAUGGACAACCUAUUUCUGUAUUGCCUCACAACAUUGGAUGCACUGGUGGCAGAAGACUAUGUAUUAGUCUACCUCCAUGGAGGGACAGCUCAAAGCUGCAUCCCUGGCUUCUCAUGGUUAAAGCGCUGCUAUCAGAUGAUUGACCGACGCCUCCGCAAGAAUCUGAAGAAACUGUACCUUGUACACCCCACGUUCCUUGUUCGCAUCCUCAUCAAGACAGCAUCCCUCUUUGUGUCAUCCAAGUUCAGGCGGAAGAUUGCCUUUAUCAAGAGCUUGGAGGAGUUGGGCCAUACCAUCCCACUUGGUUCCAUUGUCAUUCCUCAACGGGUCCAACUGUGUGAUUCUACUAAGGGUUCAGUGCAGAAGCUUCUUCAUGAUUAUGUGAUGGACAAACAAAAAGAUUUCCUUUUCUGUGAUCGUAGAGCUGUCCUGCCCUGGGCUCACUUGGGAGACACCAUCCUUGCCCGACUUGCCCUUUCGAACAUGAAUGUAGCACUUGUGAAUGCAUUGAUGUGGCUGAAUGGCCAGGAAAUGGGAUGGGACCGGGUGUUUGUCUACGGGACGCUGAAGCGAGGAGAGCCGAAUCAUCACUGGCUGGACCAGAGCGACCGGGGGAAUUCGCGGUUCGUGGGAGUCGGUGACACCUGUACCCUGUUUCCUUUGGUCAUAGCAUCCCGGUACAACAUUCCGUAUCUCCUCGAUGCUCCCGGCACUGGGCAUGUGAGUUCCGUGGAGCCUCUUUCGGAUGCAUUGGGGAGUGGGCGCGGUAAAAAGUUGCGAAUUGACCAGCCAGUGCCUACCAUUCAGCACGUGAAGGGUGAAGUGUACGAAGUAGACGAGGAGAUGCUGGCCAAUUUGGACAUCCUGGAGGGGUAUCCAAAGCACUACAUCCGUCGCAAGGAACCCAUUCAGGUCACGGAUGGGGGAGUCCUGGAGUGCUGGGUGUAUCUCCUGGCAGAUUUCAAGGCAGGGAUGCUGGAUCUUCCAUUCCUGACUGACUAUGCAUCCUUGGGGUCUCACGGGAAGCCUUACGUGGAAAGGUACAUGCGGGCCUCCGACGUCUCUCCCAACGAUGUCAUGGAUGUCAAAGAAUCCUAG